Leguminivora glycinivorella is the source of this 2075-nucleotide messenger RNA. RefSeq names its product putative serine protease K12H4.7. The transcript has 10 exons. The coding region runs from base 119 to 1561 and encodes 480 amino acids. Lineage: Eukaryota; Metazoa; Arthropoda; Insecta; Lepidoptera; Tortricidae. Gene Ontology annotation, molecular function: dipeptidyl-peptidase activity; serine-type exopeptidase activity. Gene Ontology annotation, biological process: proteolysis. The record is from RefSeq and is a predicted model, not a curated record.
GUUUAACUAAAUAUUCAACACUAUCGCAGGCUCAUAUAUGAUAAUUAGUAAAAAUCAAAUACCCGUAAUAUCAGAAUGUGUGUGUGAUUCUUAUGGUGAAGUUUGAUUUAUAAGCACAAUGUAUUUGCUAUGUCUGUUCCUGUUAGCCACCGUCAGUGCCGAUGUGGUCCCGAGCCAGCCACCAGUGGAGCCCCCACUGCGAUACGACAUGCCGCCGCCGCCUGAAACAGCUCGCAUGAGCACCCGCAACGUCUUCCAGACCUUCAUCAGCAUGCCACUGGACCACUUUAAUCCGCAGAACUCGGACACGUUUAUGAUGCGUUACAUGUUCAACGAGCAAUUCUUCGGCGGCCCUGGCUCGCCAGUGUUCAUCCUUGUGGGCGGAGAGUGGGACAUCGCUGCGGGAUGGCUGCUCGCUGGCAACAUGUUCGAGAUGGCUCGCGAGAACCAUGGGUAUAUGGUGUACACUGAGCAUCGGUAUUAUGGCCAGACUGUGCCUUACACAAACUUUACCACCGAAAACCUGCGCUUCCUAAACGUGGACCAAGCCCUGGCCGACCUCGCCUACUUCAUCCAAAACAUGAAGCAAUCGCCACAAUUCGCCGACAGCAAGUUCAUCCUCUAUGGAGGCUCCUAUGCUGCCAAUAUGGUGCUGUGGUUCAAACAACGGUACCCUCACUUGGUCGUGGGAACAGUCGCGUCGAGUGGACCUAUUAAAGGAGAAGUUGACUUCACUGGAUAUUUGGAAGUCGUGCACGACGCAUUUCUAGCGGAAGGCGGCGAACAGUGCAUAUCGACCAUCAGGCAAGGCAUCUUGGACACCGUGGAGGCGCUGAAGACAGAGGAAGGUCGGCGUGAAUUAGAACAGGCAUAUCGAUUAUGUUCGCCGCUUCUAGACUACGACGACGUUUACGAACUAGGAUACUUCUCCGGUCUGAUCAGCUGGAGAUUCUCCGGCAGCGUGCAGUCGGCUCGCCCAGGCGUCCUUCAAGCCAUCUGCAAUAACUUUGCUGGAAAUAUCUAUGGCACCACCCCAAUGCAGAAGAUUGGGGGUUACAUCGCCCAAACCGCCGGUUUGCAAACAUGCUGGACUAUAGAAUACUCUAUACUGUUAGGUACCUACAGUAACCCUAGAUCAAACUCUCGAGCUUGGUACUACCAGACUUGUACCGAAUACGGGUACUAUCAAACCGCGCCCAGAAGUGGCACAGUAUUUGACCCCUUAAUAUGGCUCAGCGUCGAUUUCUACGUCGACAUUUGCAAACAGGUUUUUUCCGAGAGAUUCGAUAAGGAGUUUGUCUACGACGCAGUGGAGCGAGUGAACCUUAUAUUCGGCGGUUUACAACCAAACGUGAACAACACCAUCAACAUUCACGGGACGUAUGACCCGUGGCACGCCCUGGGUGUCUUCGAACACGAUCUCAAGGAAAACUCACCUACUAUUACAGUUCCUAGGGCAUCCCACUGCUUCGACAUGCAAGGCUGGUUGAACACAGACACCAUCCGAAUGACGCAGACGAAGCAGGAGGCGCGACGCAUCGUGGCGUCCUGGCUCAACUAAACAAAUUUAAAGUGGCAACACUAGUUUAUGCUCAUUUCAAGUCAACAAAAUUAAAUAAUACUGCUACAAUGUUGCCACUUUUUUAAUUUUUACAAUUGCAUAUCGGACUGAAGUCUGGCAAAAAAAGUGGCAUAGUAGUGUCGACCCCAUUUCUCACGUAAAUUCAUUAGGAAGGGGUGGCACUAGUGUUGCCACUUUUUAAUUUCUAUUCUAUUUUUUGCCUUGUAGCAAAUUAUGUCGUGACACUAGUCUCCUGUUAAUGCCGUGUAUUUCGGCAAUCUUGCUUUGUGAUUGACAACUUUAAAAAACAAAGAAUAUUUGGUGUUUUGAAUAUUGGUCUUAGAAAAUGUAUGUAUGUAUUUGUCAAUCACCUAGCAAUACAUAUACUAGUACAAGGUACCCCAUUAGAUGCACUUUCAAUCUUGUCAUUGUCAAUAAAGGGUAGCGUGUCGAGCACUGCUACCUUUACCUUAUUCCUAAUUUCAAUGAAUGAUUACAUUUUUAAGUGUAAAUA